Molecule: messenger RNA, 3492 nt
Organism: Bipolaris maydis ATCC 48331
Lineage: Eukaryota; Fungi; Ascomycota; Dothideomycetes; Pleosporales; Pleosporaceae
Product: glycoside hydrolase
Biological process (GO): protein deglycosylation
Cellular component (GO): cytoplasm
Molecular function (GO): mannosyl-glycoprotein endo-beta-N-acetylglucosaminidase activity
Source: RefSeq, a predicted model, not a curated record
AUGGCCUACUUGCUGGGAUGGAAAGAUAUCCUCCGGCCAAUUCGUGAUGGAUAUCGCCAUUUGUUCCCCGCACCAGACACAGGGCCAACGCCUGAGGAGAGACGCAAACAACGCGAUCUGGAUCGACUCAAGGGCUUCGCUUACUUCGACACGUUUGAUCAAUUAGAGGCAUGGACAGAAGACGACUGCGACUCUUUUCAAAGAGCCAACACGCCACGCAUACGAACAGAGGAUACGAGCGCAAACGAUGACCUUGACAAAGCAGAUGUUCUCUUGAUCCAUGAUUACUCCGGAAACUACCAUGAUUAUGAGAGCGUACAAGCGACUGGAAUUGACAUGGAACUUUAUUCUUGUGAAUAUCUCCAAUUUGUUGAUGUAUUCAUCUACUUCUCACACAAGCUUGUCUGUGUGCCUCCGCCAACCUGGACGAAUACGCUUCAUCGCAACGGCGUCGAGGUUCUAGGUACACUCUUAGUUGAGCCACAGACUGAGGGCUCUGAGCGUCUCCUACAACAUACACGUGAUGGUCAAAAUAUGGAUUUUCCGUUGGCAAAAACUCUAGCAAGAAUUGCUGUGCAUUAUGGCUUCGAUGGCUGGCUUGUGAACAUUGAGAAGCGAUUUCCAAAUGAUGUUUGGGACCCCAAAGUCCUCGAGGCCUUCCUUUGCCAGUUGAGAGCCGAAAUGAGCGGUACAAUGAGGCUUAUAUGGUAUGAUGCUCUCACCGUUUCGAACAAAAUAUCGUACCAGAAUGCGCUGAGCAUGUCCAAUAUCAAUUUCGCGUCGGCCUGUGGAAGUAUACUCACAAACUACUGCUGGAAAGACGCUGAUGCUGAAAACUCGCUGCAGCUUGCUCUGUCAAGCAAAAUCUCACCCAGAAACAUUUUCUUCGGUAUUGAUGUGUGGGCGCAGAACAAAUCCAGUUUCACUCACCCACGUGUUACUUAUCCAGAAUAUGGGGGAGGUGGCACAAACACUGGUGUUGCUGUGGCUAAACUUGCCGGCCUAGGACUGUCAGCAGGCAUAUUUGCCCCAGCGUGGUCCUUUGAGCAUUUUCCUGGAAAAGGGCGGGCCGCUGAACGGACAGUCUGGCAAGGAAUCCCACUUCCGUGUGACAUGGAUUGCUCUUGCGGAGAUUGUUUGUCGCGUCAUCAGCCUAAUGAGGCUUUUGCAAUUCUCAAGAAUGCGAAAGAGCGCGUGGCUGGGUCGGAAAAAUUCUUCUACACCGACUUCACGCGCGCUUUUGCCACGCAUGAUGACACAUCGAACGAUCUAUUCGAUGGCUGUAGUGCCCAUGCACAACUAGGUAGUCAGUCAAUUCUUCCGCGUCCAACCAUUUUCGGGGACGGGCAUCAAGCUGUCGAGCUUUGGCACCGUCUAGACAGCAGCUCAGGUACUUCCUGUUUGGUAAUCGAGGCCAGACAAAAUCAGUUGGAAAGUGACCACACGACAGAGUUCUGGCUUCCACUUUUCAGAUUCGACAUGCCCGCAGAUGCAUCUUUACAAACUGAGAUAUUUAGUGACAAUGCGUCAUUACCAACUGGCCAUAGUACUGUCAACUUCUACAUUCGAACCACAGAUUCUGUUCACUUUGCCACCAUUGCACGCGGGAAAGGAAUUCAGCGAACAGUAUGCUCACCGGAGUCUUUGGUGCCUGGCACUCGCAUCCAAGAGCUUGGGGUUCAUUUGAAAGGCCCAAUCAGUACUGCUCUAGGCAAGACCCUGCAAUUGCUGAACAUCACGAGUGUCCGUAUUAUACCUAUUUCUACUUUUCAAACGUCUUCUUCAUUCUCUAUCGACCAAAUACAACUUGAAAAACGAGGUGAAGGAGAUUGUGGGCGCGUGCAACUGGUUUGGAGCUACAAGGACUAUGGAAGAACUGACUGUGAAGACAACGGAAUUCCCUGUAGCAAAACUACAGGGCCUUUCUCGCAUUUUGUCAUCUACACGGACAGAAGAAUGCUGGGUAAAGCAUACGCGUUGGGGCAUGUUCUGAAAGAACAAUUUGUUGAGAAGAACGCGGGAUCGACUGUGGAAUUUGAGCUUGUUGGGCGAUUAGCGAGAUUGUCUCAUGAAUUGCCUCGGGUUUGUCAUCAGCUGCAUCCGUCUGCAUUUGUCUUCACAGUAUCACAAGCCCGACGGCUUCAUGCUUCCACAUUCACGAUGAGCCCAUCGAAGCGUAUACAUGAAACAGAAACAUCAUCCCCUAAGUCUAAGAGAUCAAAAGUCGAGAUACCUGCUUAUCACCUUGCUCAAUCGAGACAAGAUGAGAGUGGUGAGAUAGUUUGGCCAGCCAGGCGUGAACAAAUCGAACGUGCGCGGACGAUUAUCAAAGAGUGUGCUAUUGCUCAGAAGCCAACUGUUAUAAUACCAGACAAGGACGCAGAUGGUCUUUCUUCAGGUGCUAUAUUGUACCAUACACUCACUACUCUUGGUUUAUCAUCUGAUCUUAUAUCGGUAUACUUUCCUCCAAAAGGCUCGAACGUCCAUGAUGAAAGUACAAAGGAAGUUCUUACUGCUAAGUCGCCAGUGUUUAUCUUUGUUCUAGAUCAAGGCAGCAGAAAGAGUCCGCCACUGAUUGACUCCCUACAUACAUGUCUCGUUAUAGAUCACCACUUUGCAGACGAAGGGGGUUUCCCAGAAGGUGCCGAGUAUGUCACGGCUCAUGACUGUCCUCCUGUUGCAACAAGUGCCCUUUUGACAUACAACGUCUGCCUGCCAUUGCAUGCAGACUUGAACGACAAGAUCUCCUGGCUUGCAGCACUGGGAACCCACGGCGACCUAGGUGGCACCAUCAAGUGGGAGCCACCAUUUCCAGAUAUGAAGGCUACUUUCAAACAAUACACGAAGAAGGCGAUCAACGACGCCGUGGCCUUGGUCAAUGCGCCGAGACGGUCGGCAGCUUAUAAUGUCGAGGAUGCGUGGGCUGCGGUGCUCUCUGCAGAAAGUCCUGGCUCAAUUGUCAAAGACGAGAAACUUCGCAACGCUUCUUUGGAGGUACGACGUGAAACCGAGCGCUGCACGCAUACGCCGCCCACGUUCUCCGCGGACGCUACUAUUGCCCUACUGUCGAUAUCCUCGGCUGCGCAGAUUCAUCCCGUCAUCGCGACCCGCUGGUCGGGUACUCUAAAGUCAAACAAGCUAGAGAUUGUAAUGUGUGCGAACGAGGGCUAUCUUCCAGAUAGAGUCAAUUUCUCGUGUCGAGUUGCCAAAUGUGCACGGGCGAGAGAAGGGGAGGAGAAGAUUGAUAUCAUCAAGAAGCUCGAAGGCAUUGUUGCUGGUGACAAAGACCUGAGAGCAAGACUGGGAGAAAGCUUCGCAAGAGGACACAAAGAAGCUAGCGGCGGUAUCGUGGGAAAGCAAGAGUGGGAAGAGUUCAAGAAAUUGAUGGGCGUGGGAGAGCGUACGAAGAAGACGGAAUCUGCCACUAGGAAGAAGAAGCCAACACAGAAAAACACACUUGCCAACUACUUUGGCAAGUCCGCAAAGGCAUAG